AUGUCAGAGCGGACUCCUCUCCUCCACUACCGCCUCUCCACCAGCGUCAAUGAGUCCGAGACGCGGUCGCCUCCGCCCGGGCAGGUCCUGGUGGAGCACCCGGGCAGCCCCCGGCAGAGGUCCAGCCAGCAGCGACAGCCACAGAAACUCUCCAUCUUCGUCGGUGUGGUGAUCCCCACCUUGCUGUCCAUGUUCAGCGUGGUGGUGUUUCUCAGAAUAGGAUUCAUGGUGGGCCAGUCCGGACUGUACCAAUCUAUCGCCAUGCUCCUGGUGGCCUACAUCAUCAUCUGCAUGACCGUGCUGUCAGUGUGUGCCAUCUCCACCAACGGAGCCCUGGAUGCUGGCGGGGCAUAUUACAUGAUCAGCAGAGCGUUGGGCCCAGAGUUCGGUGGCAGUAUCGGCAUCAUGUUCUUCUUCGCCAAUGUGUGCAGCAGUGCUUUCUUCGUGCUCGGUCUGGUUGAAGCCAUUGUGGCCACCUUCGGAGUGCCAGAAGACGGGUCUCUGGCCACUUCUGCCUACCAGAUCCUGCCUUCGGGCUACUGGUGGUCUCUGCUUUACGCCACAGGCAUCCUCCUGCUGUGCCUGCUGGUGUGCCUGGUGGGAGCCUCCAUCUACGCCAAGGCCACCUUACUCAUCUUCAUUGUGGUCAUGUUUGUCCUGGGCACCAUCUUCAUCAGCUUCUUUGCCGUACACCCUCGCACCAUAGUCCUGCCCAGUUCCGCCGCAUUUAACCCGGCAGCCAACAGAACGGGCCCCCCGUUUCCCACUACGGCCAACUUCACCGGCUUCAAGUUGGACACGCUGCUCGGGAACCUGUGGGCCGACUACACUGUGGAUUACACGACAGGGAAUAUGAUGACAUUUGCCACAGUUUUCGCUGUUAUAUUUAACGGCUGCACCGGCAUCAUGGCCGGUUCCAAUAUGUCAGGUGACCUGAAGAAUCCCAGCUACUCCAUCCCCCGCGGCACCAUCACGGCCGUCAUCUUCACCUUCAUCAUCUACAACCUGCUCAGCGUGCUGGUGGCCUGCUCCUGCGACCGCGUCCUGCUUCAGAGGGAUUACAGCUACCUGAGAGACAUCAACAUCUGGAACCCCUUCGUCACCAUCGGGGUUUAUUCCUCCACUCUCUCCGCUGCUAUGAGCAACCUCAUCGGAGCCUCGCGCAUCCUCUACGCCCUGGCCAGGGACGACCUGUUUGGUAAGGCGCUAUCUCCGGCUAAGAAGACGUCCCACAGUGGGAACCCCUGGGUCUCGGUGCUCAUCUCCUGGAUCCUUGUGCAGCUGGUGCUGUUUUCAGGGAAGCUCAACACCAUCGCCAGUAUUGUGACCAUCUUCUUCCUGUUGGUGUAUGCGGCUGUGGACUUGGCCUGCCUCGCUCUGGAAUGGGCCUCUGCACCUAAUUUCAGGCCAACCUUUCGCUACUUCACCUGGCAUACGUGCGUGUUGGGCAUCGUGGGUUGCGCCGUCAUGAUGUUCCUGAUCAACGCCAUCUACGCCUUUGCCAGCAUCGCCUUCAUGCUGCUGCUGCUUCUGCUGAUUCACUACCUCAGUCCCACCUCCAGCUGGGGCUACAUCAGCCAGGCGCUCAUUUUCCACCAGGUGCGCAAGUACCUGCUGAUGCUGGACGUGAGGAAGGACCACGUCAAGUUCUGGAGGCCUCAGGUCCUGUUGAUGGUUUCCAACCCGCGCAGCAGUGUAGGCCUCAUCACAUUCAUCAACGACAUCAAGAAGAGCGGCCUGUACGUGUUGGGACACGUCCAGCUUGGAGAUCUCAGCACUUUACCGUCUGACCCUCUGCAGUCCCAGUAUGACUCCUGGUUGUCCCUGGUGGACCAUCUAAACAUCAAAUCUUUCGUCAACCUGACAUUGGCCAAUUCCGUGCGUCACGGGAUCCAACAUCUCCUCUUCAUCUCUGGACUAGGCGGGAUGCGUCCUAACACUCUCGUCCUCGGUUUCUACGAUGACUGUCUUCCAAAGGACAAGCUGAUCGACCCGUCGCUCUCCACCUGUCAGUCCACAGAUCCCUCCGGCUCCUUGGAGGAGCUGGAGCAACAAGAGGCUCUCUUCCACUUUGCCCCCAUGCGAGGAUCCAGCGACAGGAAGGAUGAUGGCGAGUUUGGGGACGGGAAGGUUCUGGGACCCCAGGAGUACGUAGCGAUCAUCGCCGACGCCAUGAAGAUGCUAAAGAACGUGGUGCUCGCCCGAUACUUCAACAACUUUGACCGAGCCCAGGUCCUCUCGCCGCCCUCUUCCUCUCCAGGGAAGGGGGCCGUGUACGUCGACGUCUGGCCGGUCAACCUCCUGCGUCCGGACAGCUGCAGCUACGUCGAUACCUGCUCUCUGUUCCUGCUACAGCUGGCGUGCAUCCUCAACAUGGUGAGGGCCUGGCGCAAGGCUACGCUCCGUCUCUUCCUGUGCGUGGAGGAAGGGCGGAGCGUGAGAGGCCCGGAGGAGAAGCUGGGCCAGCUGCUGAAAGAGCUGAGAAUCAAAGCUCAGGUCUACACGGUGCCCUGGGACCAGCAGGUGGCGCUACACUGGCAGCGCCAAGGCAAGUGGGGCAAGAAAUCCCCGAAUGGUGUCAACGAAGAGAAGAAGCAGAGGGCAGACGAGGAAGAGGAGAACGACGACGACUACGUUAACAGCUUCCCGAGUAACGCCACGCGCCUGUCGGACGACUACCUGUCUGCCGUCAACAAGCUGAUCCUGGACCCGGCCCGGCCCGCCCCCGCCGUGCGUUUCCUGUACUUGCCCAGCCCCCCAGCUGACACCAGCCGCUACACCACCUACUUAAACCAGCUGGAGCUGCUGACUCGGGACCUGGGCCCCACGCUGCUCAUCCACGGAGUCACGCCCGUCAUCACCACUGACCUUUGAACUAUCCCCCCAUUGAUCAUUCCUAACUGGAUGCAAUACGAAUGAGUGAACAGCAGAUUGUUUCAGUUUUUUUUUUUUCCCCCAACGAAGCUCCGUGCGUCAGCGGACAGGCAAAGCGACGUGUUGCUUGUUUGAAAAGCUGCUCGUCCUGGCACGAUUUAUGCAAAGUUUCGCACACCUCCAGCUUAUUUUCACUGGUCAAAAUCGACGCUGACAGUAACUGACAGUUGAUCAAUAUCACUCUCUCUAUGUAAUAGAGAGUGACAUUGCUCGUAGUAUAGUUCUCUCGGUCGCUGUGUGUUAGGAAGAGGUGAUGCUGAGGGCUGGGGAGUCCAGCAGAAGGUUCACUUUUAGGACCACUUUUAGUACAGCAUCACUGUAGACCUCAGCAGUGCCCUGACACUGAGACUGGGGACAAGAAAACAGCCCUUGAAAUUUGACCCAGCUAGUGAUGUCACUGCUGACUCAUCGAUACCACCUGCACUGCCUCGCACAAUAGAGCUCCAGCCUAUUGAAAAUGAAUACCAGAUAUUAUACUUGGCCACUUAGGGAUCACAAAAAUC
Molecule: messenger RNA, 3437 nt
Organism: Sebastes umbrosus (honeycomb rockfish)
Lineage: Eukaryota; Metazoa; Chordata; Actinopteri; Perciformes; Sebastidae
Exons: 13
Coding region: 1-2874 (957 amino acids)
Biological process (GO): cell volume homeostasis; potassium ion import across plasma membrane; chloride ion homeostasis
Cellular component (GO): membrane
Molecular function (GO): potassium:chloride symporter activity
Source: RefSeq, a predicted model, not a curated record